ACGCAUAAUUUUAUUAGCCACACCCAUGUAAAAAUACUAAUGCAAAUAUUCGUGAAGGUUGCUCGCUGGAAGAUGAAUCCUCUUGCUCUUCGUAUAAUCUCCUCCUUCACAUACUUCGUAUUUGUAGUUCCAUGUCACUUUCUCUUCAGAGGAUUCCUCGCUAGAAACUCUCUCUCAAAGCUUGACUACAUACUGGAGGGAAUUAAGAAAGGGCCCAUAGCUCACAGAGGUGGGAUUCCUGAGAAUACAUUAACUGCUUUUAGAAAAUCAAAGACAGCUGGUGCCACAGCAGUUGAGGUUGAUCUUCAAAUGACUAGAGAUGGUCAUCCUGUUUUAUUUCAUGACGAUGCAAUCGACCGACUCUGCAAUGGCUCCGGGCAACUCAAAGACAUGACACUGGAACACAUUAAGACACUCGAUGUAGACGGGCAUGCAAAGAUACCUACUCUACACGAAGCCAUCAGCGCUAUAAAGGAGCUGGAGAUGUACAUGCUCCUGGAGGUGAAAUGUUAUAACAAUCAAACUGUUAACAUUGUCACUGAUCUGUUUAAAAGUGAUCCUGAGUUAUACGAAAGAAUCGUCGUCAUCUCUUUCUUUCCUCAUAUUCUCUACCAGAUAAGGAGAAUUGAUCCAGAUAUCAUUGUGGGUCUUGUAAUACGACAGACUGUAUUUACUGUUGAUCCUAACAAUCCCCAAAAGAUCACUAACAAGUGGAAGCUGAUGCUACUCAGGGCUGUUGAUAGAAUAGUGGCAGGCCUUCUUUUGGGAUUUGUGAGGAAAGUCCUUGGACUGAGUCUUAUAUUGCCUCAUAAAGUAGACAUUUUGGAGGAAAGAGUUGAUGUAAAAUACUUUCAUAAGGAAGGAGUGAGGCUAGUGACAUGGACUGUCAACUUGGACGAAGAAAAGGAGUAUUUUAGCAAUGUCCUCCAGCUACCUUUUAUGACUGACCACGUGCUCUCACAAGAACUACAGCAAUAAUAAUAGAAUAAUAAUAAUAACAAUAAUAAAUGAUAAUAAUUCAGGCCAUCACUAGUAGUUUUAGCUCUAAUCAUUGAAGCAGAAAGUAUAGCACAUGCUCAAUUGCUCUUUGUCAGUAAAGUUUUGAUUUUAUUAUUCAGACAUCAUCAAGUCAUAAUAAUCAUUAUUAUUAUAAUUAUAUUUACUCAUUCAGUCAUUUUGUUUACUCA
Messenger RNA from Amphimedon queenslandica, 1187 nucleotides. Its product is annotated as glycerophosphodiester phosphodiesterase 1-like. Gene Ontology annotation, cellular component: plasma membrane. Lineage: Eukaryota; Metazoa; Porifera; Demospongiae; Haplosclerida; Niphatidae. Gene Ontology annotation, biological process: ethanolamine metabolic process; N-acylethanolamine metabolic process; phospholipid metabolic process. The record is from RefSeq and is a predicted model, not a curated record. Gene Ontology annotation, molecular function: glycerophosphodiester phosphodiesterase activity. The transcript is spliced from 7 exons. Bases 40 to 978 code for a protein of 312 amino acids.